This is a messenger RNA of Trichomonas vaginalis G3, 1071 nucleotides long. Its product is annotated as TBC domain-containing protein kinase-like protein family. NCBI's taxonomy places the organism in Eukaryota, Parabasalia, Trichomonadida, Trichomonadidae. The record is from RefSeq and is a predicted model, not a curated record. The coding region runs from base 1 to 1071 and encodes 356 amino acids. The transcript has a single exon.
AUGGAAACUCCAAGUUCUGAAGUAUUAAAAUCUGUAGAAAAAGAAAUAAGUAAACUUCUAGAACCAUUUGACAGUAUGGAAGCAGUUGAUAAGUUUUUGGAAGAAGAAUCACUCAAAAAAGAUCCAAUUACACGUUUUCUUGCUUAUCUACUUAAAACUCAAGUGAUUUCGAUUGACCAAAAGAAAAAUGCCAAACAGUUAGUUGAUUUAAUACCAGAGUAUAUAAAAACUACAAAAGAAUAUUUUGGUGAAGAUUUUGAGUCACCUUUACUUAAAAUAGCGAAACGAGAUCGUCCAACAGUCGAAGCUGAUAUCAAGAGAAGCUAUUUCUUAUUCGUUAACUCCUGCAAACAUUAUGAUGUCAAGGAUUACAAAAAAUAUCCAGACGGAAAGACAAUUCCAUCACGUGCACUAGCAACAUUAGCAAUAUCUGAUGAUAAAUUAUCCUAUACUCAAGGUUAUGAUCGCUAUUUCUUCAUAUCUUACGCUCUUUCGCUGAAAUUCUGCGAAAAAGUAGGUCUUGACUUUAUUUUUGCUGAGGCAUUAGCAUAUUACUUAACAAAACCACUCAUUAUCAACGCAUCUUUUAAUGAUUUACUAGAAAAUCCAGGAACAUACGAAGGUUUCAGCUUAUUAGAUGAACAGAUCAAAAAAUACUGUCCGAAUACAUAUAAAGUCCUAUCCAAAGGACAUCUGUCAGCAUUUAAUUACGCCAUGCGCUGGAGAUUGUUGUUUUUCUCAGAUGAGCACGAAAUUGAUGGAGCUUUGUUAAUCUGGGACUAUUUCUUGCUCCACAUGGAUGACACAGAUCAGUUCUUUGGCUAUAUUGGCGCUGCACAUGUCCACCAAGUUGAAGUUGACGAUGAUUUCACCGCUGUUGAGAAACUUCAGAAAUUUAGGGACUGGGAUGAAUGUAAAAUCAUUCAGGACACAAAAUUAAUGGCUGCAGGAAAGAGACUUCGCUCCAGAAACUCUGGAAGAAGAAUAUUCAUGCUCGUUUCGAUUAUCGUCCUUCUAUCAGCUGCAGCAUAUGUAUACACAAAACGUUUUGAUAUUGUUAGUAAAUUUUAA